AUGAAAGAAGAAGUUAUCUUCCGAAACGUCUAUGCUGAUCAGUUAAGACGGAAAAACUAUUACUUCCAGCAUGACGGUGCAGGACCACAUUAUGCUAUUAUCGUUCGAGAAUGGCUUGAUGAACACUUUCCAGAUCGAUGGAUAAGUAGACGUGGUCCAUAUGAUUGGCCAGCUCGUUCACCAGAUUUAUCUCCAUGUGAUUUUUUCCUCUGGGAAUAUUUGAAAGACACGGUGUUUGAAGAGCCACUUACUUCCAUUCAAGAACUUAAAUAG
This is a messenger RNA of Didymodactylos carnosus, 273 nucleotides long. Lineage: Eukaryota; Metazoa; Rotifera; Eurotatoria; Philodinida; Philodinidae. The record is from the annotation of a GenBank genome assembly.